Messenger RNA from Maylandia zebra (zebra mbuna), 2986 nucleotides. RefSeq names its product sodium/hydrogen exchanger 9. NCBI's taxonomy places the organism in Eukaryota, Metazoa, Chordata, Actinopteri, Cichliformes, Cichlidae. Gene Ontology annotation, cellular component: recycling endosome; plasma membrane. Gene Ontology annotation, biological process: sodium ion import across plasma membrane; regulation of intracellular pH; potassium ion transmembrane transport. Gene Ontology annotation, molecular function: sodium:proton antiporter activity; potassium:proton antiporter activity. The record is from RefSeq and is a predicted model, not a curated record.
AAGUUUGACCCAGGCUUUUGAUGAUGUCGGCCGCUGUGCAGCAAAAACAAGAUACUGUAGCGUUACCGGUGUUCGCUGCUGUCACCCUGGCACUCAUAACCAUCCUCAGUGUGUGGAAGUUAAAGCAGUUCAAAUAUAAAUUGGUAAAUGAAGCUGGGGUUGCAAUGUUUUAUGGUUUGCUUCUGGGGUUAACUGUGAGAUUAAUAUGGACUGAUAAAGGAGAGCAGUGUCCGGGGAACACAACAGCAGCAAAUGAGCAAGCGAACACUUCUAACAUCACGAUGGUCAACAUCACACCACACGGACAUGUCGGAAAUGAAAAAGGCCAGUUCAGCUCACAUCCUGAGGAGACCUUUGAUCUGCAGGUCCUUUUCAAUCUGUUCCUGCCACCCAUCAUCUUCCAUGGAGCUUACACUCUUAAUCAGAAACGAUUCCUUGCAAACCUGGGAUCUGUUCUCACCUACGCUUUUGCAGGUACCAUAAUCAGCUGCAUGUGCAUAGGGGCUUGCAUGUACGGCUUCACCAAACUGAUGGUACUGUUGAGCGAACAAAAAGAAGAAUUCUUCCUCACUCACUGCCUCCUUUUUGGUGCCAUUAUGUCAGCCACUGAUCCAGUCUCAGUCCUUGGCCUGUUAUCAGAUCUGCGUGUGGACUUGGAUCUGCACAUGCUGCUGUUUGGCGAGAGUGUCCUGAAUGAUGCCGUUGCCAUCGUCCUGACACAUGCCAUCACCACCUACACCCAGAUGAAUGCAGAACUCAUCUUCAACCCCACUGCCUUUCUCCACGCCUUUGUUUUUUUUCUCAUAGUGCUCAUUGGCUCCUUCCUCUUAGGUCUCAUUUUCACAGUAAUAACAGCCCUCCUCACCAAAUUCACUCGGCUGCAUGAAAAUCCCCUCCUGGAAACGUCAGUCUUCUUCUUGCUGUCCUGGAGCAGCUACCUCUCGGCUGAAGCCUGCGGGCUAUCAGGUAUUGUGGCAGUGAUGUUUUGCGGCUUGAGUCAGGCAAGGUACACAGUUCUCAACUUGUCCUCUGAGGGCAGGGCAAGGAUCAAGCAGCUCUUUGAAGUCUUCAACUUCCUCGGGGAGAUUUCCAUCUUCGGCUACAUGGGAUAUAUAUUGUUGAAGUUCACUUGCCAUAAAUUUGAACCAUACUUCAUUUCUGGGGCACUUCUGUCCGUCUUUAUUUCAAGAGCAUUCAACAUCUACCCCUUAUCUUUCCUGCUGAACCUGGGUCGCACAAACAAGAUACCUUGCAAGUUCCAGCACUUCAUGAUGUUUGCAGGUUUGAGGGGGGCUGUGGCUUUUAGACUGGCUGUAAAAGUCACAGCUAAAGAAGUGAGUCACACCAUCUUCACCACCACCCUGCUGAUGAUUGUCUUCACCAUCUGGGUACUUGGUACGGCUGCUGAUCCCAUGCUGCGGCGUCUGGACAUCAGAGUGGGGGUGGAUCCAGAUGAAAACCAGGAGGACCGCAUUUUUGAGAUUGCUACAGAGAGGCUAGACACAACACAGGGCCUGUGGCACUCUCUCGACUACAAAUAUCUAAAGCCAAUGCUGACUCAUUGUGGCCCCCCGCUGACUGAGUCACUGCCACAGUGUUGUGGUGUAUUUGCCAGAGUCUUCAGUAGCCCCCGUGUGCAGGAGGAUGAUGAAGAAGAAGAGCUGUGUGAGAUAGAAGCAGGAAAAAACACCCUGGAUUUGGGGGAAACGGAGAGCCAGCAGGGAUCGUCCGAAAGCGAUUCUGCAUCCGAGCACCAAGAGGACCUGCUGGACGGAGAUCUGGGCCUCGGCACUGCUCCAGCUCAACCGAGGGAGGCAAGCGGCUCCAGUACUCAGCUCUAACCUCGUCUUAUCAGCUAUUGCUCCCUGAUGUCAAAACCCCCACCUCCCACAGUGAAUGGAGGUCACUGGUCAGGACAUCUGCCAACAGCUGACUGAGAGUUAGAGUUUCAAUGGUUCCCAAAAGGUCAUGCACUCCCCCUGUGCUGAAAUGCACGCAAAGACACACAGUCACACAGGAAGGGAGAAAAACAAUUACAAAGGCCACCGCUCUUCCUGUUGCAACGCUGAUGAUUUCCUUGUCUCAAACUGGGGAAGUUAGAAACUGAAAUAGAAAUGUUAAGUGUGCCUUUCACCUUUGUCAUAAAGCAGUCAUAAAAAUAAAUAAAGGUAAUAUGUUAAGUCACAGAUUCAUUAUAAGUGCGGCAGCUACAUGAUACACGGUUACGUAAUGCCCGAGUUUCAAGCUUUAGGGAGAAUUACUCAUCACUGUACUCUGUGAUUGAACACUGCAGUAUUUCCCUUAAUCAGCUGAAAUGGUAUUUUCUUGCCAACUUUGCUUAGCUCUUCCCCAGCCCCUUAUUAAACUUUUAUUGCACUGUUUUCUGCUGCAAUCCUUUUAACUGAUUCAAAUGUAUUCUGCUAAAUUUAUUACCACCCCCACCACCCCAUCUCCCUCCAUGUCUUCCUUAGCAUUCUUUGCUGUGCAAGAAUGUAUCCAAAUGGUUAAAAGUACUAACAGCUUUCAGGGGGGGAAAAAAGAUUAUUUGCAUGUGAAGUUUCGCUCCAACUGCUUUAAUUAAAGAUUGCACUUUGCUGCUUUCUAUGUGCAUCACUGUAAAUCUCAGGGCCCCAUCUUUUUCCCCCUUGAGUCAAACAGGGGUGUUGUUUACUGCACAAAUACGAUUUGUGAAGGUUAGGCUGUACGAAUAUGCAGAUGGUUCGCCGUGUAUUAAUAAAGCCAUUGUCCUUGAAGCGGGGGCUUUUCGUUUUAUGUUGUGAAUGCAUGGGCGCGUCUCUGGAAUGUGUCUGUUAAAGUAUACAUUGCGUUCCUCUUUGUAUGCACUCAAAUUUAAAUUUCUGAGCUUUUUCCAAGCAAGAGAUGAUGAUUAACAGCUUUCCACCAUUAUUAGGCCUGUUUCUUAAAGCUGCAGCUUACUAUCAAAGUAAACAAAUACUUUCUGAAACACAAUUGCUAGUUUUUAUGU